Molecule: messenger RNA, 591 nt
Organism: Aspergillus nomiae NRRL 13137
Lineage: Eukaryota; Fungi; Ascomycota; Eurotiomycetes; Eurotiales; Aspergillaceae
Exons: 4
Coding region: 1-591 (196 amino acids)
Biological process (GO): nucleobase-containing compound metabolic process
Cellular component (GO): cytoplasm
Molecular function (GO): AMP kinase activity; ATP binding
Source: RefSeq, a predicted model, not a curated record
AUGGAACAAACAACCUCACCGUUCAAGAACGCAAAGUUUAUUUGGGGCUCUGGCGCAGGGAAAGGAACAAUAUGCACCAGACUCGCGACAGAAUUUAACGUAGCCCAUCUCUCUAUCGGAGAUCUUCUCCGCGACCAAAAGGCCAACCCUGCACGGUGGUCAUUGAUCCAGAGCAUGGUGGAGGGUGGCACAUGUGUACCCAUUGAGAUCAUCAUGGAUAUCAUGAUCCCCGAAAUCAACCGGCAGAUACACAACGGGCGAACUGUAUUCAUCAUUGACAAUUUUCCGCGGAACAACGAGCAAGUAGCCGCGUUUGAGGAGCAGAUUGGUGAUCCUCAUGCAGCGUUCUACUUUCGAUGCCCAGAUGAGACGAUGCUACGGCGGGUUCUCAAUCGACAGAAAACAUCUGGGAGAGUUGAUGAUAACGAGGUCACGUUUCGGAAGAGAUUACAGACUUUCUAUGAGGAGACGAUGCCGAUCAUCAAUGAACUCAGAUAUAAAGGGAGGAUAAUAGAGAUUGAUUCCGACGCGGACUUAGAGGGAUGUUAUGACUCGGUCAAGAACCAAUUCAGGCAGGUUAUAGCUCGCUAA